Messenger RNA from Rotaria sp. Silwood1, 846 nucleotides. Lineage: Eukaryota; Metazoa; Rotifera; Eurotatoria; Philodinida; Philodinidae. The record is from the annotation of a GenBank genome assembly.
AUGACACCUUUCAGAGAAAAAGAUGAAAUUGCUGCAGCUGAAGGUACUCUAUUAUAUCAUGGUGUGAAACAUGGACAUUCAUAUUUAUCUCAACAAUGCUUGACAAAUGUAUGUAAAACAAUAUUUGCAUCUUCAACAGGCGCAAAUAGUUUGUCAUGUGCUCGAACCAAAUCAACAUCCAUUGCUUCCUCAUAUUUUUCAUUAUUUUAUGAUGCUAGUAAUAAAGGAAAUGCAAAAUUAUUUCCAUUUUGUGUUCAAUUUUUGUCUGUUACAGGUGUUAGAAAAGGAAUAAUUGAUUUAAUUGAUGAUGCUAAUGAAUCAGCAAUUAAAAUUUUUGCGAAUGCACGUCAAUUCCUUUUGGAUAAUGGUUUAGAUAUGCAUGGCUUAACAGCAUUAGACGCUGAUAACAUGAACAUCAAUGUGGGUCAUAAUCAUUCAGUUUAUUCAUUAUUUAAAGAUGAGAUACCUGAUAUUCUGAAAGCUUGUCGAUAUCGAUUAGCACGUUUACCAAUUGACACACAAAAUAUGUUAAAAACAUCAUUUAUUGAAUUUUUAACUUUAACAUGGAAUCAAGUUAUUCAAUGUGUUGAUCUAUUAAAAAUAAAAGACUUGAAUGAAGAUUGUUUAUUCAAUGAAUUUACAAACACAAAAUCAAUAUUUAAAACUAUAUCAGAUCAAAGUGUUCCAAUUUUUGAUCAAGUUCAAGCAUUUGUUAGAAAGAAAAAUGAUAUAACAGUAGUAAACAUAUGUGAUGAUGUAACAGACGUUGAUGAUGAUUAUUCAACAGGAAUCAAGAGAAGUUCAAAAGGUGGUAACACUGGUCGUGGAGCGGUGAUCUCAUGUUAA